Messenger RNA from Magallana angulata, 2311 nucleotides. RefSeq names its product multiple epidermal growth factor-like domains protein 10. The record is from RefSeq and is a predicted model, not a curated record. Gene Ontology annotation, molecular function: scavenger receptor activity. The transcript has 7 exons. Bases 1 to 1584 code for a protein of 527 amino acids. NCBI's taxonomy places the organism in Eukaryota, Metazoa, Mollusca, Bivalvia, Ostreida, Ostreidae.
AUGCAAACUGUGUUAUGGACGUUCUUUGCCCUGGUUGGGACUUGUGUUUAUUGUUACGAGAAUCUCUCUCGUAGAUCUGCUACCAUAAUUUCUGUGAGCUCAAUCUUUGAGUCUUAUACGACAAGCAAUGCGAAUGAUGGAAAUUUAAACACGACCUACAUCUUCUGUUCCCACACUGAUCUUAAUCAAACAAAAGCAUGGCUGCAGGUGGACCUCGGCAAACCCUACAGCAUUAACCAUGUCAAGAUAUAUUAUAGAAAGGACGAUUAUGGACUAUACUGGAAGCAGUAUCGGUUCCGGCAGUUUUAUCUUGAUGUAUCGAACAUCUCAGCAACACAAAGUUCGACGACUCAGAGAAUUCGCUGCUAUAAGGACAAUACAACCGCCCCAUCAUUGCCUCCCUAUAUAAUAGACAUACCAUGUAAACAAACAGUUAGAUACGUCAUUGUUGAGACAACUUAUGAUGCUCCAGAAGAUGAUAAAUAUGGUGUACAUGGAGCAAUCCUUGAAGUUUGUGAAAUAGAAGUUUAUGGGUGCAAUAAGAAUUGCAUUAACCAAGUUUGCGAUCCUUUUGGGUUCUGUAUCCAGGGAUGUGUGGAUGGAUAUUGGGGACAUUUCUGUGAUUCAGUAUGCCAUGUUGACUGUAAAGAACCGUCUUGUAACAGAACUACUGGACAUUGUAUCACCUGUAUUUCUGGAUUUUGGGGAGACACCUGUACAAUACAGUGUUCAUCGUUUUGUUACGGGGGAGUCUGUGGCAAAAACAAUGGUUACUGUGCACAGGGAUGCACGCCAGGACGAUUUGGUGAAAUUUGUGUUCAAAUAUGCAGCUCUGGAUGUAAAAAUGGUACAUGUGAUCAAAAGACUGGGAUUUGUCUCUAUGGAUGCAAACAGAACUGGUCAGGUGAUUAUUGCAACAUAUGUGAAUCAACGCGUUAUGGGCCAACCUGUUCUUUGGAAUGCGCUGACAGCUGUGUAAACAGUACGUGUAAUAAUUACACUGGUUCCUGUAUGUAUGGUUGCCAGGAGGGAUUCUACGGAGAUCAGUGCGACAGAGACUGUUACAGUUGUCCCACAGGGUGUGACAGAAUAACGGGAGAAUGUAUUGGAGAUUGUCCUGUCGGCAGGUUUGGAAAACUUUGCAACAAACCAUGCAGUAAAGAUUGUAAAAACAGAUGUAACAAGAACACUGGCAGCUGCGAGGAAGGCUGUGUAUUUGGUAACAUUGGAGAUUUUUGUAAUGAAACGUGCGAUGAUCGAUGCUUAUCUUGUUGUGAUUCGAAAACUGACAACAUUAAACCGAGGCAGGAUUCAUGCACAGAAAACCUUUCCAUUUUGAUAGGAGUAUGUGUGAUUCUUUGCAUAAGUGUCCUAGUGAAUGGUUGUACAAUUACAUGGAUUUUAAGACAAACCGGAUGUAAACAACGAGGUGUUACGCAACAGAGGACAAAAGGUGAUUCGCAUUCAAAUGACUUCGUUUCACAACAAGGGAUACAUUACACGGCAGAGGACAACGCAGGGUACCAAGAAUUAGGUCAAGUCAGUGGACCCUCACACUAUGACCAGCUUCAAAGGUCACAAUGAUUUGACACUACAUAAUGAUAAAAUACAACGGCAUUAUUUUAAUAUUAGAUUAUUAAUUUAUGUAUAAGUAGCAUUAUGGUCAACAAGAAAGGAAUGAACUGAAGUUCAUUUGAUAAACGUAAUGUAUCUGCUUCAUUUUAAAUGACCAAGACGUGUUUAUUUUGUACAUAUUUUCACGAAAUUGCUUACAUUUAAUCAACUUAUCUUCCGUUUUGACGAUAUAGACGUUCGCAUUAAUAUCAUUUUGCAAUCGUUAUAUACCAUCAUUUAAACAUUCUUCUCAUUGUUAUUCUCUUAACUUGCUGUUGAUAUGGACAAUUUUAUUUCAAAAUCGAUAAGCCUAUGUUAACAACUGAAUACCGGUAUAUCUAUCGACAUCAAUUGGCAUUUGUAAACAACAAGAUCAAAUAUUAUAUUUGAAAAUUAGACUAAGCAUAUCUUUACUUUUUGUCGUUAUUGAAGAUAUCGAUUCGAUACAUUAUACAAUUGUUGACAUUAUUGUAAAAUGUACAGGCUAUUUGAUAAUAUAAAAACUGUGGUAUGUCUUUCCGAUUAUGUCAUUAAAUUCAAGGUCAUCCAUUCUGCUAAUGUUAAUUAAGAUUUUUGUUUAUAUUUACUACAUUCUAUUGAUCUGGAUUGAAAUGUUUACAUACUCCCUUUUGUAAACAAAUUAACUUUAAUUAUUAUAUAAUUUCCCAACAUUGGUUGACCGAUUCAGUUUGAAAGA